AUGCGGACGGGUCUCCAGAACUUUGGACAAACAAUCAAAGAAGCAGAAUUUGCUAUCAUCAUCCUCACAUCGCUCCCAGAAUCAUGGGACAAUUGGGUAAAUGGGAUUGACCUAACAACCAUCAAGGAAUCCGAGGAAAUCAUUGCCCGAAUCAUCCAACAAUCAGGGCGAUCUCAUGCCCGACCGGACUCACUCACAGAGACAGCGCUUCCAGCAUUCGGGAGGCCAAAGACUGCAGCAGGCACCGGGGAAGGCUGUUUCCACUGUGGAUGA
Molecule: messenger RNA, 273 nt
Organism: Mycena citricolor
Lineage: Eukaryota; Fungi; Basidiomycota; Agaricomycetes; Agaricales; Mycenaceae
Source: the annotation of a GenBank genome assembly